Cornus florida is the source of this 2579-nucleotide messenger RNA. RefSeq names its product putative serine/threonine-protein kinase-like protein CCR3. Gene Ontology annotation, biological process: protein phosphorylation. Gene Ontology annotation, molecular function: ATP binding; protein serine/threonine kinase activity. The transcript has a single exon. Bases 65 to 2458 code for a protein of 797 amino acids. Lineage: Eukaryota; Viridiplantae; Streptophyta; Magnoliopsida; Cornales; Cornaceae. The record is from RefSeq and is a predicted model, not a curated record.
UCUACUCUCUCUCUCAUCCAAUGAAGAACAAAAGCACAAACACCCUCCACUCCUUGCAAUCCCAAUGUUUCACAUGAAGACACCUUUCUCCUCAUACCCCACCAUCGCCAUCGCUAUCAUCAUCCUCAUCGCCGCCGGCUCUCCGCCUCCGUCCGUCACUGGUCUCGGUUGCAGCUCCACUAUCGCCGUCAGCUACGGCCGCAACUCCACCACCGUCUGUGGCAUAAUCUCCGGCGAGCCCAUCCAGACAAUUCAAUGCUACAAUGCCGGUAAAACAUUUUCUAUCGAACCAAACAUCUCCUAUGAAUCCAUCUCCGGGGGCCGCGACCUGCUCUGUGGCCUUAUAUCCGGCGGCCUCAGCCUUCUCUGCUGGGACACAGCCACUUUUCAACCUAAGCGAAUUUAUCACAGUACCCACCGCCGGUUAACUGAAUUAACGGUCGGAGACACUCAAAUUUGUGCAAUUGAGGCCAUCACUAGUUUGGCCUUAUGCUGGAGAUUUCCGUCACCGGAGGUGGCGUCGAAGUUCAGUACGAUCACCUCCGGUGGAGGGUUCUCUUGUGGGAUAGUGACGAACAACAGUAGAGUCAUUUGUUGGGGUGGUAGUAAAAUUGGAGCUGAGAUUCAAAGACAAUUUGGGAAUUUCACAAUGUUGAGUUUGGUUGCUGGUGAGUCUCAUGCUUGUGGCGUGACAAAGUCUGGGACUUUGAUCUGUAAAGGAAGAAAUAAUAAUGGACAGCUUGAUGUUCCUUCUCAUUCGGCUUUCGAGUACUCAGGUGUCGCAUUGGGUGUAAAUCAGAGUUGUGCAAUUCUGAGGAAAAAUGGGGUUGUGAUUUGUUGGGGAGGAGGAUUGAAAAGAUCAGAAUUUGCUAGAGAUUUUUGGAGAUAUGGUUCUUUUGAGUCAAUUGUGGCUGGUAUGGAUUUUAUAUGUGGAUUGAAGACGACGAGCUUAUCUCUGUUUUGUUGGGGAUUAGGGUGGUCUAAUGGGUUUAGUUUAGGGACUGUCGUUCCAUUGCCAAUGGUGAUUCCGGGACCGUGUGUUCAAGCUUCAUGUAGCAUGUGUGGUGUGUAUCCGGAUUCGGAUGGUCUUUGUGCUGGUUCUGGGCGUAUAUGCAAGUCAUGCGAGGUUGAGCUUCCAAUUCCGGCAUUGCUUCCCCCAAUGUCGCCAUCAGCACAGCCAGUAUUCCCGCCAUCAAAGGGCAGAAAGAGGAUGUUUUUGGUGUUUGGCAUUGUUGGGUGUGUGGGGUCUUUUGCAGGUAUUUGCACUGCUGUGUACUGCUUGUGGGGUGUUGUUUGUGGUUUCUUGCAGCCAAAAGUUCAUAAUGCUGCUCAACCCACUGUUGCUAGGGCCAAUGCCGGCACUGCCUCCAUGUCCAGCAAUCGUUUUGACGCUCCGCCUUCAAGAUCAGCCUCUGUCAAGCGAGAUAGGUCGCUGAAACUGAGCCGCCAAAGGAGUGGGACUUCUUCGAGGCACAUGGAAAAAGCAGAUAAAUUUUCACUAUCAGAUCUUGCUGCCGCAACUAACAAUUUUUCAUUAGAAAACAAGAUUGGUGGUGGGAGUUUCGGCACGGUUUAUAAAGGUAAGCUUGCUGAUGGGCGCGAAGUGGCCAUUAAAAGGGGAGAAAUUGGUGUAAAAACAGAGAAAUUUCGUGAGAAAGAAAUUGCAUUUGAUUCUGAAUUGUUGUUACUGUCACGCCUUCAUCACAAACACUUGGUCGAGCUUUUGGGAUUUUGCCAAGAAAAAGAUGAGAGGCUUCUAGUGUACGAGUACAUGAGCAAUGGAUCACUACAUGAUCAUCUGCAUAGCAAGAACAACGUCCAAAUCAGUAGCAGCAUUUUGAAUUCUUGGAAAAUGAGGAUCAAAAUCGCGUUAGACGCGGCCAGGGGAGUUGAGUAUCUCCACAAUUAUGCAGUGCCACCCAUAAUUCACAGAGACAUCAAGUCCUCAAACAUACUUCUGGGCGCGAACUGGACAGCAAAAGUGUCUGAUUUCGGAUUGUCUCUAAAGGGUCCCGAGUCUGAUCAGGAAACCAUGUCAAGCAAGGCAGUAGGGACAGUUGGAUACAUCGAUCCUGAAUACUAUGUACUCAACAUUUUGACAGUGAAGAGUGAUGUUUAUGGUUUAGGAGUGGUACUGUUGGAGCUCUUGACAGGGAAGAGAGCUGUAUUCAAGGACGACGGGUCGGGUCCUAUGGGGGUGGUGGAAUAUGCAGUGCCCCGGAUAUCGACAGGGGAGCUACAGAGUGUGUUGGAUGAGAGAAUAGGACCACCGGCGAUGAACGAAAUCGAGGCGGUUGAGCUGGUGGCAUACACUGCCAUGCAUUGUGUGAACUUGGAGGGUAAAGAGAGGCCUACUAUGAGUGACAUUGUGGCUAAUUUGGAGAGGGCACUGGACCUUUGUGAGGACAGUCAUGGUAGCAUCUCCGGUAACAACACAUUCCCGAUUGCUACCCAGUGAAAUUUCCUCCCAAUAGAGGAAUUUAUGAAAUUCUUUCAGAUUUUUCCAUUACUUUUUUCCCUUCUCAUUGGGUAAAUUCCCUAAUUCUUUCUCUAUAAGAAGAGGAUUCUAUUUUUUAUCA